CAGUAUUAAGCGUGUAAAAGACAUUCUGAGAAAGACACAUUAAUGUGUCAUCUGUAUAACAACAACAAAAAAAUGUAUCUACGAUGCUUGAUGUUGGUCAUCAUCUGUGUUGUGUUCAUCACCACAGAAGCUGUUUCAGGUGAAGAAGUGAAUGUAUUUGGUGAAGUCGGUGGUACAGUGUCUUUUCGUCCAGCCAGAAUAGAUCCUUCUGUCAGCAGCAUUAUAUGGAAACACAGAAGCAGCACUGGAUCUGUUGCAAAAGCGAUUGAAUGGGAUGUUUAUGAUGGUGUUUCCACCCCAAAUCAGAGAUUCAACGACAUCACAACUUUUGAUAAGAAAACUGGAGAAAUCACUAUAACUAAAUUAAAUUUCGAACAUAGUGGACUUUACACCAUCGACAUCAACAGUAAAGAGCAGGAACAAAGAUUCAACUUGGAAGUGUUGGCACGGGUCCCCAAACCUGAGAUAAAAAUAGAGAAGACUGAAAUGAAACCUAAUGCUGUGUAUUUAAUAUGCGAGUACAGUGAAACUAUCAUCUGGAAGAAUUCUGCUGGAGAAACACUGAAGGGCUCACCCCACACUCCGAAAGGAGAACUUAUCACAGCUGAAAAAAAAGGAAAUUCAGAUGUCUUCUACACAUGCACACUCAAGAAUGCAGUGAGUGAGAGCACCAGUGAUCCGGUCUAUGAGAGAGAUCUGUUUGAAGCGCCGGUCCCCAAACCUGAGAUUGAAAUGAACCCUAAUGAAUCUACAAAUUCUGUUAGCCCAGCGUUUAAGUUCUGUGCUCACACUCUCUCUAUUUAUUUGCAUAUCUGCUCUUUCUAUAUUUUUUUACUUUUCUUUAUCUCUUAUUUUUGAUUAUCUUCGAUUUAUUUUUGAUUUGUUUGUUUGUUUUCUCUGCUAUUUUUCUUGUUUAGUAGUCUCUUCCCCCUUUUUUCUUUUUUUUUUUGUGUUUGUUUUGUUUAGUAAUCAUUGGCUGUUUCUCAAUUCCAAGAACGCAAAGAACGGACUUGCGUUCUCGUGGAGAUCGGUCUUGCCAGGCGACCUUGGAAGAACGAACUCAGAAGGUCGAGAGAACACAGAACGCACUUGUGAGAAUUGAGAUGUGUGCGAUCUUCCUGUUGGUCACCUGACCUCCCCAGAUUCAACAUCGCAACAUUCAUAAAGUGACAAACACACCAUUAUCUGCAUUAUUAUCUGCAUUAUUUUUUUUUUUAUGAUGUCAUUUUGUAAUGGCAAAUAGGUAAAUAUAUCAGAUACUUUGUCAAGAAAUAAUAAUAUAAUCUCAAAUAAGAAACUCAAUUAAGAUUAGUUGUUCUGUCAAUAAAACAUACAUUUAAAUAUC
Cyprinus carpio (common carp) is the source of this 1345-nucleotide messenger RNA. Its product is annotated as CD48 antigen-like. The record is from RefSeq and is a predicted model, not a curated record. NCBI's taxonomy places the organism in Eukaryota, Metazoa, Chordata, Actinopteri, Cypriniformes, Cyprinidae.